CGUCAAGUUUACAUGAUUGAGGAAGUAAAGUUAACUCGUACUAAAUAAACAAAGUUAAUUUACCGAAACUCACAUUUGAAGUGAUGUCAGCCGAAAACUCUAUAUCGGACAAUAUAAUGGAUAUGUUUGGACUAUCAACGGACAAAGGAAGUCCAGUUCCACUAAAGUCCAUUGACGUGAAUGUGACAAUCAAGGGCUACCUGGCUGAGGUGGUAACCAGUCUGGGGUAUUACAACAGCGAGGAUGACCCAGUCGAGGCAAUGUUCACAUUCCCUGUGGAUGAUGGGAGUGCCGUAUAUCAGUUUGAGGCCACCAUUGAUGGGAGGCACAUUAUCGCUGAGAUUCAGGAAAAGGAACAGGCUAUUCUAACAUAUGAAGAUGCAAAGCAGAGUGGGAAGACAGCCAUGUUGCUUAAGGAAGAUACAAAAAGCAGCGACACUUUCCAAUGCAUGCUUGGUAAUCUGCCCGCAGGCAAGGAAGCAGAACUGAUGCUGUCAUAUGUGAAUGAGCUGCCACAGGAGGAGGAUGGGAGGGUGAGGUUUACACUACCUACGGUGCUGAACCCACGCUACAGUCCAGAAGCUGGUUCGAGCGUUGCCGCAGAGGGGGCUGAAUAUGUACCACCCAAGUCAGUGCCUUACAACUUCAAGAUGACUGUCACAAUAGAAGGAUACCAUGGCAUUAAGGCUGUUUCUUCUGACAAAAUCUCACUGGAUGUCAAGUUAGAGUCAGGCGGGAAAUUGGCUCAGUUUGAGAUUGGGGAGGAGUUUAAAUUUGACCAUGACCUUUGUCUGCUGGUGGAAUAUGCCGAGCCCUUCGCUCCGCAGGUUAUCCUGGAAAAUGGAAACCCGGAGAAAGAGGGUCUACUGAAGGAAGACAUGCUAAUGGUGAGUUUCCAUCCCGACCUCAAGCAAGUUGCCAUGGCAACCAGUGGAGAAUAUGUCUUUAUCAUCGAUAGAUCAGGAAGUAUGGCUGGUAGCAAUAUGAAGAAUGCAAAGGAGGCGUUGCUUCUGUUCCUGAAAAGUUUGCCUGUUGGUUGCUACUUUAAUGUGGUCAGCUUUGGAUCAAACUACACAUGUCUGUUUAACAAGAGCAAGGAGUACUGUGAAAAGACUCUGAAUGAAGCCCUGAAGGUCCAGGCCAAGAUGGGUGCAGACAUGGGUGGCACAGAGAUAUACCAACCCCUAGCAUAUGUCAUCAAACAGAAAGUACAACAACAACCAAGGAAUGUGUUUCUACUGACAGAUGGGGACGUGCGUAACAGUGAACAGGUGAUUGGGCUGAUUAGGAAGCACUCCGGGGAUACCAGAGUGUUUGCCUUAGGAGUUGGAAGUGGUGUAUCCACUUCCUUAGUAGAUGGCGUGGUGCGUGCAGGGAAUGGCCUCGCAGAAUUUAUUGCUAAUGAUGAACGCAUUCAACCCAAGGUUGUAUCCCUGCUAAAGUGUGCCAUGCAGCCGGCAGUUACGAACAUAGAGCUAACCUGGGACCUUCCCCCCGGGGUGACCCCGGUUUCCAUACCAACAGAUUGCCCUGUUAUGCUGACUGUGGGGCAGAGGCUAACAUUUUUUGCCAUGCUUCAAGGGGUAGAUCUGGAUACAAUCUACGCCACCAGCAAGCUAACCUUGAAAGGUAAACAAAACAACAACCCUGUGACCUUUGACCUUAUGUUCACCCUAUCAGAGGAUGACAACUCAAGCGUGUCUGCACCUGUCCAUCGCCUAGCAACCAAGACUCAGAUCAAGCUUCUACAGGACGAGGAAGCAGCUUUGUGUAACCAUAUAAACGAUGAUUUCUACAAUCCAAAAGAAAAUAUUAAUAAGGUUGAAGAAAUAAGAAAGAAGAUCGUUAGUGUGAGUCGCCAUGGUAACAUUGUGUCAAAGUUCACAUCAUUUGUUGCCGUGGAUACAGAGGGUGAGAAGGUCAAAGGUGAACUGAAGACGAGGCAAUGUCCAGUCCCCACAACCAGCGAGGAGUUCUUGAAAGGCAUGAGAAUGCUGGACACUCACAUCGGAGAUCUGAUAAGCAGCACCAGGCAAUUAAGAUAA
Messenger RNA from Mya arenaria, 2045 nucleotides. RefSeq names its product von Willebrand factor A domain-containing protein 5A-like. The record is from RefSeq and is a predicted model, not a curated record. Bases 84 to 2045 code for a protein of 653 amino acids. NCBI's taxonomy places the organism in Eukaryota, Metazoa, Mollusca, Bivalvia, Myida, Myidae. The transcript has 14 exons.